GUGAUGCGCCUAGCCUAUUCACACACGUGAAGGUCAGGAACUGUAGUCAAUUGUUUACAAUUAUCUAAUAAUUGUACAUUUCUCUCUAAUUUAUAAGCGAUUUGUGCAUGAACAUGGAAAACCAAGGAGCAACAGCAGACCCUCAGCUUCAGCAAUUCAUCGAAAUCGAGUCCCAAAAACAAAGGUUUCAGCAGUUAGUCCAUCAGAUGACUGAAGUGUGUUGGGAGAAAUGCAUGGAUAAACCUGGGCCCAAGCUGGACUCCCGGACAGAGAUCUGCUUUGUGAACUGUGUAGAGCGUUUCAUUGACACGAGCCAAUUCAUCCUGAACAGACUCGAACAAACACAGAGGAGUAAGGGCUCCUUCUCAGAAUCCAUGUCUGAAUAGUCUAGCAACAACCUCCACUGGAUAGACUGACAAGAGAAGACACUGAACAGCCAAUCAAGAUGUUUUACAGCAAUGACAGCUUUCUAUAUGGUGCAAUGAGAACACUGUCCAAUAACCAGGGUGGGGAAGAAACAAGUCGUUUUGAUAAGUGCCUCGGUUUUGCACCUUGUAUCAUGUCACAUAGCCAAGUCUUGGCCAAUUUCUCUCACCUAGUGGGACACGAGAUUAAGUGCAGUAAUGUCAAUUCUGGUUGGUCGCUAGCUAAUGUCUUCAUAUUGAUGUUUCUUAAACUGUGUAGUAAAUUGAAUUAGAGCCUGUUGCAUGUCAAUCAUAACAAACUGAGAUGGGAGAUCUUCAUUAGUAUGCUUUAAUAACAAUCUUACCCAGCUGUUGAGGUUGUGUCCUGGGGCAGAGGAAAAGGGCCUAAAAUCUGGGACAUUCAAUUUGCCACCGCCUCGGAAAGCCACUGGAACUCACUGCAUUGAGUAACAAGUCAGAGUACGAACAAUGUCUUGUUGGGAAAAGGGCACGAUCUAUGGCUGAAAUAAGUGUUCAAUUGUAUAUAUGCAAUAAACAAAUGUUAUAUUG
Messenger RNA from Coregonus clupeaformis (lake whitefish), 974 nucleotides. RefSeq names its product mitochondrial import inner membrane translocase subunit Tim8 A. The coding region runs from base 108 to 386 and encodes 92 amino acids. Lineage: Eukaryota; Metazoa; Chordata; Actinopteri; Salmoniformes; Salmonidae. The transcript has 2 exons. The record is from RefSeq and is a predicted model, not a curated record.